This is a messenger RNA of Drosophila teissieri, 1841 nucleotides long. RefSeq names its product RNA pseudouridylate synthase domain-containing protein 2 (gene RluA-2). NCBI's taxonomy places the organism in Eukaryota, Metazoa, Arthropoda, Insecta, Diptera, Drosophilidae. The transcript has 10 exons. The coding region runs from base 56 to 1783 and encodes 575 amino acids. Gene Ontology annotation, biological process: pseudouridine synthesis. The record is from RefSeq and is a predicted model, not a curated record. Gene Ontology annotation, molecular function: pseudouridine synthase activity; RNA binding.
UAUCGAUAGGCAAUGUUUUGGUUUUGUUCGCUUUCGGCAUAAAAACGUUGUUUUCAUGCGGUUUUUGCGGCAAUUUUGUGGCGUUUUUCCUUUGCGUUGCACAGAUAUUCUUACAAAUCGACGGCCGCAAAUCAAAAACUAUAAACAAUUCUCGUGCCUGGCGAAAAUGGAAAGCUCGAAACUGUUGAGAAACGCGCAGACCCAACAUGGAGAUGCCUCCUCCGUGGACGUGGAAAACAUAUUCCUGUACCGGCGUAUGCUGUCCACAAAUCCGACUUCUGGAGGCAAUAUCACCGAUCGGGAAGAGUCUCCCGAAUGCGUGUGGUUUCCAGAUGAUACGGAUGCGAGUCCACCUGAAAGCGAAGAUCCACCGAUUCCCAUAUCAGAGGAAAAGUCUGAAACGCAAACAAAUGAAACUCUGCCGGAAAAACGAAAAGCUAGCGGCGCAGAUGAGGAAAGCAGAUAUGUGAAAAAAGUAAAAUUAGAUGCCAAUGGGCUUAAAACCAAGCGUCCUGGAUUCAGCGAUGAAAGAUACGACGAAACUUCGUAUUAUUUUGAAAACGGUCUGCGAAAGGUGUAUCCCUAUUUUUUCACAUUCACCACGUUCGCCAAAGGACGUUGGGUUGAUGAGAAAAUUCUGGAUGUAUUUGUGCGUGAAUUCCGAGCUGCACCGCCGGAGGAAUAUGAGCGCAGUCUGGAGGCAGGAAAAUUGACUGUUAAUUAUGAGAAGGUACCCAAGGACUAUAAGAUCAAACAUAAUGAUCUGCUGGCCAAUGUGGUUCAUAGACACGAAGUCCCUGUUACUUCACAGCCCAUCAAGAUAGUGUACAUGGACAAGGAUAUUGUGGUUGUGAAUAAGCCGGCAUCAAUACCAGUACACCCUUGUGGGCGAUAUAGACAUAACACGGUGGUUUUCAUUCUGGCCAAGGAGCACAAUCUGAAGAAUCUGCGAACCAUCCACAGAUUGGAUCGACUUACUUCUGGUCUUCUCUUGUUUGGACGAACUGCUGAGAAAGCCCGCGAGCUGGAGCUGCAAAUCCGAACUAGACAAGUGCAAAAGGAGUAUGUUUGCCGCGUUGAGGGACGCUUUCCAGAUGGCACAGUUGAAUGCAAUGAGAAAAUCGAUGUCGUGAGCUACAAGAUCGGUGUUUGUAAGGUUUCACCCAAGGGCAAAGACUGUAAAACCACAUUUAAACGAAUUGGCGAAGUGGGUAGUGAUAGUAUUGUUUUGUGCAAACCACUUACAGGACGAAUGCACCAAAUACGCGUACAUUUGCAAUAUUUGGGCUAUCCCAUUUCAAAUGAUCCCUUGUACAACCACGAAGUUUUUGGACCAUUAAAAGGAAGAGGUGGAGAUAUCGGUGGAAUAACCGAAGAACAGUUGAUCAGUAACUUAAUUAGCAUUCAUAAUGCCGAGAACUGGUUGGGCUUGGAAGGGGAUCAAAUCGUAUCAGCGAAUAUAAAAGACGGAGCAACAAGUACUUCAGUAGUAGAAAAUCCUAUCAGUAGUGGGACUGCCACUUCUGUUAUUGUGGAACCCCUUGUGCCAAGUAACGAAACUGCCACCCAAACGUGCUAUGAAGAGCCAGACAGGUCGUUUGAUCCACAAAAGGCAACUUCGGACCCUCAAUGUUCCGAAUGCAAGAUAAACUACAGAGACCCCGGCCCAAAGGAUCUCAUAAUGUACUUGCAUGCAUGGAAAUACAGGGGUGUUGGCUGGGAGUACGAAACAGAACUGCCGGACUGGGCUUGUAAUUCGAAUAUUGAUUACGAUCGAUUGUAAAUGAAAGAAUUCCUUGCAAACAUGACGCUUAAGUAAAAAGUUUAAUUUUUACAGAGUA